GCGUUCUCAUUUAUUACAGGUGAACAAUGCAGGAAUCAGCAUGAGGAAGACUCUUGAAAACUCCACUGUAGAGGACUACAACCUCGUCUGGCAAACUAAUUUUCGGGGUCCUCUCUGGAUGAUAAAAUACACUGUUCCCUACUUACGGCGAACGAAAGGCAGCAUUGUCAACGUUUCAAGCAUAGCAUCGACAAUUGCGGUUAACGUCGCAACACCUUACUGCGUGACGAAAGCCGCGCUGGAUCACCUGUCCCGAUGCGCAGCACUGGAGAAUGCGCCGUUUGGGGUGCGCGUCAACACCGUCAAGAUCUACGCACAGAAUGCAACGAGCAAACCUCGCUGGUCAUGGAACAUUGUUAACGCCCAGCGGUCAUCAAGACCCCCAUGGGAAAACAGCCUGGGGCCACUUUGGAAGACCAUAUGCGGAUGCUGGAGCUGACGGGUACCGCACACGCCUUGGGCAGGCCAGGCACCGCCGACGAGGUUGCCCGUUGCAUCGCAUUCCUGGCCUCGGAUGACGCCUCCUUCGUCACUGGAAUUACAAUGCCCGUCGAUGGUGGCUUGCAGCUGUUCUCGACCCUCAACCGUCGCAAUCUCUGAAGGGAUACCUAAAGGGCAACGUGAUAGCAAGUCAUGACACAUAAGCGGCGUUGGACAGUGAUGCACAAGGGAAGAAAAAAAGGAUUGGGAUUGCACUGGCGCCUGAUAUGAACACAUAUUCAUCAAGAAUCAUUAAGGACCAUAUGCAUAUAUGCUUAUACACUAAUAAAUAUGUUUUGGCUGCACACAA
Molecule: messenger RNA, 790 nt
Organism: Dermacentor andersoni
Lineage: Eukaryota; Metazoa; Arthropoda; Arachnida; Ixodida; Ixodidae
Source: RefSeq, a predicted model, not a curated record